Messenger RNA from Moneuplotes crassus, 1600 nucleotides. NCBI's taxonomy places the organism in Eukaryota, Ciliophora, Spirotrichea, Euplotida, Euplotidae. The record is from the annotation of a GenBank genome assembly.
CUUCACAAAAAUGUCAAACCCCCCUCUAAAAUUCUACCAACACCUCAACAUAAACUCUUACAAAAACCUGCACCACUACAAAGAAAGCAGCUCUGAAACAGAUCCUCACUGCCCUCCCUCAGACCCCCCUUCACAGCCAGACCCUAACUCACACAGACUUUGCGAAGGAGAACAAAUAGAUUUUGAUAGGGCAAGCACGAAGGAGAUUAAGGAGUACCUUGAGAAGGAACGGAAGGGGCUUAGGUUAGAAGAGAUUGGACAGAGUAGUGGGCAAGAGAAUGAUGAUUUUUGUAAAAGGAAAGAUAGAUUUAAAGAUCCUCCUCUUUGUGUGAGAACGAAAAGAAUAGAAGGACCUUGACCUAAUAUUGUUACAAGUCUUACUCAAAGAAAUCAGGAUCAGACUUAUAAUAGCAAUAAAUUGGCUCCAUUUACUUCAAGGAAUAAUUUUGACGGCAAUGAAGGCAGUAAAAAUUUUCCUUCUUCUACAAGAGAUCGAAAUAACUGUGCUAAAGAUGAGAGACACAAAAGUUUUGUCUUCAAAUCUCGUCAGAAGAAGAAACAACAAAGAAGGGCUUCGCUUCAUGAAGUUCAGAGCUACCAAAGACAGACACCAAAGACUUGAAGUACAAGGAAGAUUUUGAAGCAAUGUAUAUUAAAGAAUAAUGAUAAGCAGAAACCAGCUCAGUUAGUGAGUGAGGAAGCUGAAAAAGUAACUAUUAAGAAUGACAAUCUGAUCAUUAACGAGAUGAGAAAUGAAAUUUCAUCAAUGAGGAAAGAGUUUAUGAACGCUAUUAAAGAGAUUAAGACUAGUGUCGAGAAUUAUUCAGCUGCUGGGGAAAAAGCUUCUAAGUAUGAGUUUUCUGCAACUGGGCAGAGUUAUCUAACUUCUAAGCCAGACCAUCACGAAUUGGUAUUAGAUGAUGAGUAUAGUAAGCAGGAGAUUAAGAGACAAUCUCGUGAACAUUUUGGAAGAAGAUCUGCAGGAACAAGAUCUUCUUCAGUGCAAAAUAAUAAUAGUACUUUAUUCUACAAGCAUGCUUUUAAUGAAGAGAAUGCAAAUCCAAACUCUCUUCCAAAAGAGAAAUUAAUCGUUAAGGAGUUACCUUGUUCAAAAUGAGUGACAUUAGUUGGAAAUGCUUUUCUCCAGACAUUUCAAACAAUGAUAGAUGGACUUGCAACUGAUUCAAAUAAGGCUCGUGGAGUUGAUUUUUCCGUCUUAGAAGCACAAACUGAUCAAAUAAAAGAGAGCAUCAAUCGGUUGAAAUAUGUUUCAAUGAAAACAGAGAUUGAGGAUGCAACUUCUCCUCAGAACAGCUACAGGAAGCCUAGAAAGAUCAAACCUACUACAAAAGCUAAAUCAAAAUGUAGUAGUAGGCCAGUAACCGAUUAUCAUGAUAGUAUUGAUCCUAGGACUCCUAAUACAGGAAUUUCUGUUAUUUGCAGUAAAGAUUUUGACAAUAAAGAAAACCAAUUUAUUAGAAAUAUUGUAAAGAAAUCUAAAAAAUCAAAGAAAGAGAGAAAGGCGAGUAAGAAGCAGAAGCUUAGUAAGAAUUUGAUUGAACAGAACCAAUGGGCAUCAAGGGUUUUAAGCCAGAGAUAA